Onthophagus taurus is the source of this 8443-nucleotide messenger RNA. RefSeq names its product coiled-coil domain-containing protein AGAP005037. Gene Ontology annotation, cellular component: cytoplasm. Lineage: Eukaryota; Metazoa; Arthropoda; Insecta; Coleoptera; Scarabaeidae. The record is from RefSeq and is a predicted model, not a curated record.
AAAACGGUUUUGACAAACAUAAACAGCUACAUUCGUUUUAAAUAGGAGAAUUUGUCAUUGCACUUUGGCCUAUGUCUUAGUUCGGGUUUUUAGCAAAAAAAAAACGGAAGGUUCAAGGACAUGUUUGAGAGGUUUCUUCAUUCGCCGAAUGGUUACUAGCUGAUACAACACACGCCGGACUUCUCACAAAGACCGACAACGACCAGCGGUGCUGUGUUGCUCAUCUGGGUCCCCGAAGAAAACCCAGAAGUAAGGAGUGGGAGUUGCGGGUCCGUCCACCGCCAAACGCUUUGGACCCGUCGAGGCAAUGAUUCAGAACGACCAAGAGUGGAUUCUUGAACGGUGACGAAGGAAGCAGCAGAUGCGCACUACUCGAGGACACACACCAGACCAGUUUUCAAAAAGAUUUUUUUUUUGUGAAGAUUUUCUCAAUGUUUUUUUAUAGAAUUUUAACGAAAAUUUAUUAAAACCUUCCGGAUUUACUCAAGGCGAUUGCGUUAUAUGACCAAAACCGCAGCUAUAAUAGUUUAUACAAUUUUAACAGUUACUCUAGUGGUUAACGGUGUUAAAUAAGUUGUCUUUGUGAUGGUUUUAAAAUAAAAGUGAUUAAAAUUGGUGAUUUAAUAAACAUUUACGUAUAAAUAUAAAAGGAAGUGUUUAUUUUUGGAUAUCUUUUAUUGAAUGCAUUCAUUCAACAUGGAUUUGUUAACAAUAAUUUUAGUGUCCAAACACCACCCUCCAUACAAUGGAUUCACCGCCUCCGGAAGGAACUAUAGUGAAGAGUAGAACAGAAACCGUUAAAACUGAAGAUGAUGGCUCAGUUAUUACGACAACAAAAACAGUUUACGUAACCAGCGUUCCAACCUAUGUUGAUACAGAAAUAACUGCUGAUACAUUAAAGAGGAUAUCUUCAAGAGAAGAAAAUCUUUUAGAACCCACCGCAAAUAGGAGAUCAAUAAUAAAUAAAGAGGCUUAUCUUAAAUUGCAUAACAUUAACACAUCAAAUUCAAAACAUAGUUUAGAUAACAUUAAAAUUAAAUACGAAAAUAAUUCAAAUCAAAAUAAUCCAGAAGAUCCAAAUAAUUCGAAUAAAUCUAAUAACUCUAAUACUACAGUUGCAUUGAGUGAAGAUUCGAUUCAAAUAUUAAAAGAUAAAUAUUCUCCAUCGAGUUUUGGUUACCCAAAAUUAGAAAAAUCACCUGAGUUACCAAAAAAUCCACCUCCCGUAAUUCCCAGGACAAGUUCUUUAAGAACAAAACCUGACGUACCAAAUAAACCUGAAUAUCUUCGGUAUUCCUACGUUCCUUAUAGCCAUAACAAACCGGAAGUCCCAAAACGAUCAUCGUUAUUAGUCGCAAAAGCACCUCGCAUAACAGAUACACCAUCAAUUGAAGUAUCAGAAAAAUUACCUCCCGUUCCCCGACUAACCGAGUCAACACUUAAGAAAUUAAAAGAUACCGAAGUUGAGGAACGAGUUAUUAUUAGAAGAUCUUCAUCGGAAGAUAGUGUUGGAAAAAUUGAAUCGGACCUUUCGAAAUUCACAAUGGAAACGAAACCGAAAAAACGAUCAAGUAGUUUUAAGAAAAUCCUUACGAACGGAUUGUUUGGUAAAGACAAAAAGAAAUCGGAUAAGAAAAAGGAUGAAGAGAAGUUAAAAACUAAGAAGACUGAUAACGUUAUUGUCGCCGAUAAUGCCCAAAAUGAGCAAGCUUUUAAAGUUGAGAGACAAAAUAGUAUAAAAAGAGCUCCCCUCGCGCAAAAUGAAAGCGAUUUGGUUGAGAAGCAAUACGCAGAAAUGCACAUCAAUCAAUUUAAUCGGAUUAGAGCCAAUUUUAAUCAAGAUAUACAUAACGAUAAUAAUCAAUAUCGAGAGUAUAACAGAAAUAUGCAAGAUAAAUACUUAGAAUCGAGUUCUUCAACGAAUACCUUAGAAUCAGAAGGUACUAGUUCCAGGCAAGGUACUUACCAAAAUGCUUUAAAGGCCCAAGCGGAAAUGAUGCAGUUAAGAGAAUUGGAAUUAAUAGCAAAUGAAACUCCUCCAAGAGCUAAAGAAACCCAUCAAAACGUACAGCUGAUAAAACCGAAAGCCCUAAUUCCAAUUAAUUCAGAAAGAGCGCUUCCUAAUCCUUAUCAAAACGAUGAGGAUUUAGACAACAAUUUAAAUCGACCUGAUAAAGAUUUCGACCAAAGCAGUUAUAGUCCCAAUGUCACUAAAUCAUCAAAUUCGUCAAAUUUAAAUAGCCCAUCCUCGCCAGGAAGUUACGCAAGAUCAAGUACGAGAUCAAGCCCAAAAUCGCCUACUUUAGAAGGGUCAAAAUUAAAGCUUCCCCAAAAUAGGGAAAAAAUUAGCUUACAACCAAGAAUAAAAUCACCAAUUCCACAAAAUAAAAUUAGUACCGAUAAAAUAAUAGCAACGGAAUUAUUAAAAAAAGUUGAUAACAAAAAAACUGGCCCAACCCAUCAAAAAUUAGAAAUUGAAAUUGAUUAUCCGGACCACUACGAGAAUAACAAGAUGGGUAAUAAAUCACCAAAUACAAUAGAAGCUGGAAAAUGGCACCAAAAACAAAGGGAGUUGGAAAAAUCACCUUCACUUCUUGGUUUAGACGCUAAAGAAAUUCAUGUUGAUGUACAUAAAGAUGGAUAUCAAAGAAAGAAUCAUCCGCAAAAUUUAACGCAAGUUUCGCCGAAAUUGCCCCAAAAUCUUCCACCAAAUUAUCAAUCAUUAUCACAAAAUUACCGGGGAGCUGUACCACAAAAUUAUCAAUCAACCUUACCACAAAAUUAUCAAUCAACCUUACCACAAAAUCUUCCACAAAAUUAUCAAACAAAUUUAUUACAAAAUCCUCCACCAAAUUAUCAAUCAAAUUUACCACAAAAUCCUUCACCAAAUUAUCAAUCAACUUUACCACAAAAUCCUCCACCAAAUCUUCCUCCUGAAUUACCAAUCAGUCCAAAUAAUUCCAACCGAUCAAUAACACCAGUCAGAAGAGCACCAUCGAACGCUUCGUUACAAUAUUCACCAUCAAAACAAGAUAUGCGCCAAAGUGUCGAAAUUUAUUGUUGGAAAGAAAUACAAAAAUUAAAAGAAAAACAAGAUCAAGAAUUAAAAUAUCAACUUCAAUACACACCCCAUGGUUGCGUUGAAGACCCGAUUAUUCACAGACGUUCAAGAAGUGUUGAACCGAAUCAAAAUCGUGGUCGCAGGAGUACAAGUUUACCCAGAGAAGUGAAACCAUCCCAAAUUGAAAGAAAUAAUAGAUAUAACCAACAAUUCGCAAUACCAGAAAAUCGACCCGUUUAUUAUACAAACGACCCAAUUCAAAAUCACCCUAACUUUAUAAGAAGUUCACCUCAAAGAAGAACGGUUUCUGGUUCGGACAGAAGAAUUGGUUACGAAGGUUAUUAUUCAAACGCUGAGGUACCCUAUAGACCUAUUUUUAAUCGAGGAAGUUUAAACCCUCACGUCCAAAUGGAACAAUACAACAUAAAUCAAAUUAACCAACAAAAAAAAAAUGUUAGUUUUAAUGGGAAAUCUCAACAGAAUCAAACUCAAUGGCCCACUAAAAAUGGUUACGUUGAAAGUCCACCUCAAAGAAGAUUAUUGGAUAAAUCAAUGUCAAUUGGUUCGGAUGACGUUUUUAUUAACAACAAGCCAAAUCAAACUCAAAAUGAUUCGGUGAUUAUUUUAAGAGAACCAAUUUAUGGAACAAAACCCAUUCAAACAACCGAAAUCGAUGGAAGAUUAAGAAUACAAGAACCUAAUUAUGCACCAAGAAGACAAAUUCAAGAAGAAUCCUAUCACAUAAGAAGAGAAAUCAUCGAAAAUCCAUAUGGGCAAAGAAUAAAACAACAAAUUAACCAUCAAAAUUCACCUUUGUAUGCUUUACAAGAAAACAAACAUAAUUUAAACGAAGUUUCAAGACAACGACAAGAAAAUAUAUCCCAAAAUCAAAUUUAUGGAAUGCAACAAGUUAAUCAACCAAUUUAUGCAUCAAAAUUGAGUAUCCAAGAAAGUCCUUAUGGUACAAGAGAAUCUAUUUAUGGUUCAAAAACUGGAUUACGUCAACCAAUUAAUGAAUCGCCGUAUGGUUAUCGUACAAAUGAACCUUUAUACGGUCAAAAACAAGUGACCGUAUCAAAUAAAUAUUGCGAUAUUUAUGGUAGAAUUCAUGAUAAUGGACAAAGAGUACCUUUGAGUCCACCGCAGGGACAACAACAAGGUGUUAUUUACGGACAACUCCAGGGAAAUGUUUCCGGACGCCCACCGUUACAUCACAGCUAUAACCAAAUACCGAAUAAUUUUGUGAGAGGAAGUAGAUUGACUUCAAGUGCUAAUGAUAUGUACAGAAGGGAUUUAAGGGUUCCACCGCCGGGGUUUAAUCCGAACGCUCCUCUACCACCUAUUCCAAUGGAACAUAAAACGCAGAUAUUGAUGAGAAGGAGAGGACCGAUUUCAGAUAGUGAAAGUGAAAGGAACUUUGUUGAGGAAGAGUGGAACGCCGAUGGUAAACCGGGACGCGGAAUUCCAGGCAGCGAAUCAGCGGGUGGUAGAGGUGAAAAUGAUCUUGAAUCUCGAAGUACUCGAAGUAGGAAUCCAAGGAGAGAUGAUCCUCGUAGACAUACUUUAGGUGGAGAUCAACAAUACAUGGGUAGUCAAGGUGGACCCCUUUCCCGAACGAUGGAUCUCGAGAUGACUUCAUCGAGAUCCAGAAAGGGCCAACCAAGAUGUUAUCCCCCUCCAACCAAUCCAAUGCUUUUCGAUGAUGAUCCAGGGAUUAUGUCAGAGGUAGAGACAAGUUCAACAGGGUUUAGAAGAGGUGGAAAACAAAGAAGUUCUCUUCCGGUUGUUAGAACACCAAGUAAAACAUUAGAAAGACCACUUGGUCUAGUAUUUCUACAAUAUCGCAACGAAACCAAAAGGGCACUACUUCCAAACGAAAUCACCUCGAUCGAUACAGUUAAAGCCCUAUUCGUACGUUCAUUCCAAAAACAACUUACGAUGGAGUACCUGGAUUCACCGCAAGUGAAAAUUUACAUUCACGACUCUUCCAAAGAUAUGUUUUAUGAAUUAGAAGAUUUAAGAUCCCACUUGAGAGAAAUUCGAGAUAGAUCAGUUUUAAGAUUAUUUGAAUCUGCUGAUGUUUCCGGUGGACUUCCAAUGGCUGGAAUUGGAAUAGCUGGCGGUGUUGGACAUUUCGAAGAUCCCAGUUAUUUCUCAGAACCGGAAUUUGAUUCGGAGUAUCAACAUCAGCACAUCCACAAAAGCAAGGGAAGUGCUGGAAAAGCGGCUCCUUAUUACAUGGGUUCAACAGCUAGUUUACCAAGAAGUGGAUUACUUAGGGCCUAUUCACCAGCUGUUACAGCUAUUCCCCCUGAACGAUUAAAACCUCUUCCAACUGGUGCACCCCCGAAACCGCAAAGAGCAUAUUCCAGUUCAAACAGGUCAUCAACGGACGGCGGCCAAAGAAACAGGUUCGCCCCGAAUUCGUCCCUGUAUACGAUACCAGAUGGAUACAUGUCAUCGCCUGAAAGAGGUUCAAGAUACGAAGAUCCAUAUUAUAGUCAAUAUAGUACAAGAUCUGGAUCGAUAACGCCCGUUAUUGAUGAAGAAGUCAGCGACACGGAACUUUUGGACGAAUCCUAUUCUCUAUACGGAGUUAAAUUGCCUACAAGUGGUCCAAGAGCUACUCCAAGAACGGGAUUUCCACCCGCAGGAGGCGUCCCUUACGACGCCACUAGGAUUCGCGUGGAACAUAUGGAACGCCAAUUGGCUAAUUUAACCGGUUUGGUUCAAAAAGCUUUAACUCAAGCUCCUCCGAACCUUCAAGUACCAAGUGGGCGUGAUAAUUAUCGAGCUGGGGACGAGUUUGAUAAGAACUCGACUUCGAGUUCAACUUCCUGUCCAGAUGAAUCAUUCCAUCGAUCUGACAACAAAACUCCUAAAUUAGGAAAAACUGGCUGUCAUAAGUCGGUUUCUUUCGAGAAGUCGGUCUCCUUCAGCGAUGAACCGCCCGAUAUGAAUUCACCAAAACAACAUAGCCCACAACAUACAGCGGAUACUAAACCACCAAAGCCGGCGAUAAAAUCGUCAACACUCCCAAGGACUUCUUCCCAGGAAAGAGAUCGCCUAAAACCAGCUCCUCCGCCGAAACCAGCUUCUUUAAGUCCUGGUCAAUAUGAUGGGCGUCAUAUCUACCGAGAUCUUCAAUUAACACCAGAAAUGUAUAACCAAUUAAGAGGUCUCCAAAAGAAAGCUAAGGAUUUAAGGGCGGAAGUUCGGAAUUUAAGGAGGAUGUCUCAAGCUCAAGCCCAUUCUGUUCGAGAAACAAUAAGAGAUACUUUUAUUAAAAUACGAGCUAUGUUACUUGCAGGUGGUGAACAAAUUUGGCAAGCAGGCAUGGAUCAAGAACGUGUAAGAUUAAGUAGAGAAGAAGAUUUAUAUAAACAAGAAAUGUUACGUUUAGAAAAAGAUUUAAGUGAAUUAGAAUCGACAGUUGAAGAAUUAAGGGGGAAUGUAAUAAAUCGAAAAACGCGCGUGAAUAUGUCGGAUGUAGAAAAUAUGGCUUUAAUUUUAAGUAAAAGUUCAAAAACUGUUGCGGAUUUAAAGCUUCGUUUUCCGAAUCUUCAAGAUAGUAUGAAAAGCUUUUUAAGUUCCGAAAUGGAGAAAGUGGUAAGGGAAGAAAAAUUUUUAAAAGAAGAACCGGAACGACUCGAAAGCGCACUAAGAAGAUGCAAAAAAUUAACGGGAACUUUGGUUACUUUAAAGAGAUUGGCAAGCGUACAGGAACAACGAUUACCGUGUUCAACAGCUCCGGCUGGAGAUGGAAGAUUAUCACCGACCAUCUCAGAAACCCCACCAAUAACACCCACUUCCGCUCAACACAGCAAGCCCACUGCCUCACCACGGAUGGGGUCGGUCGUCAUCGGGGGAGACGCCUCCAACAGCACCGACGGUGCCCAACGUUCGGAGAACGCACUCGACGCUUUGCUAGAUGAACUCCAAACGUUUUCAAAACCCCACCAGUCAUCAACAACGGUUAACACCCAAGUACCCCAACAAACCGAUCAGCCACCCACUCUACCAGCGAAAGGAGUUCAUCCCCCAACGAUGUCCGAAAUUGGACGUAAAGGAAGCAUGGACUCCUCCACAAUUCUCCCCACGCAAAAUCUAACUGUAAGCACUGCAACUGGAAGUUUAAGAAGACUUCAUUCGUACCCCAGCGGUUCAGACACCGAUAACUCCCCCCCAAUUCAACCAUUAAGAAUACAAGACAAACCUAUGAGUGGAAAACCACCUCUCCCAGAACGAAAUUCGGAGCUGUUACAGCAUAUAUCUGGGAAAAGAGUCCCACCUCCACCGCCCCCAAGAACUAGUUCGAAAUCGCCGUUAGCUUCACCUACAUCACCUAGCUUACCCCCAAGAUCUAAUCAACACCAUCAACAACAAGAGAAACCCCAAUCUCAAUUUGAAACGGCAACGCAAAAUCUAGGUUUGGGAACGUUACGAAGAAAUGCAAAUCGAUUACCACAAAAUAAAAAUUUAGAUCGGUCUCAAACUUUACCCAGAAAUAUCGGUUCAAAUCUUCAAAUUCAAUCAAGCGAUACCAGCGAUACCAACAACACGAUCUCCGCUAGUAAUAGUAGCAGCUGUGAAAGCGUUAAUUCCCAAGAUGGCACUAAAAAGCGUAAAGAAGAAUUAGAACAACGUCACCAGGAGUUAUUAAAAAAACAAAAAGCCCUUCAAGAGCAAUACGCCAGGCUUCAACAAUUACAAAGAGGUAAUAACACUUUAGCUGUUGUGCCGCCAGCCCCCGAUCAACUUUUAAAGAAAACAGGCAGCGAAUCUAAUUUAAUGCAAAAAAUGGGCCUUCAAUUAUCCGCACCACAAAUGACCGGAUCUUUAACGAAUCUUCCAAACACCACCACUUCUUCAACUGGUAAAAACGAAACCGUUUCAACCGCUAAUAGUACAGGAGAUGAAUCCACAGCGAGUUCAACGAGUAGUGCCACAACGACCACUACAAGUAAAGUUUAUGAAACUGACAUCCUAUGACCAUCCACCAGUAUUUUACAAGGAGUGUGUUAACGCUUGAAAAAUGGCUAAUAUUUACUACCUAUUACUAUCAUAUCAUUGUAUCGUUGAAGAAAGGAAGAUGAGUUACAAAAAAGAAAUAGUGAGAUUGAAGAAGAUAAGAGUUAAACGAGGAUUAAUUGUUGGUACUAUUGUUUAAUAGGUGUUUUUAGAAUAUUACAAAAAAUAUUUCCAUGUUAAAAGUAAAUCAAGAAUUAAUUUAAAAUUAACACGGAAAUGAUUAAAUGAAAAAGUCAUACAUCAGAAAUCAUAAUACUUAGAAUAUAAAUUUCUUUGUGUUUAUCUAAAUUCCAGCUGGGAAAGAUUUUGUAAUAAAGCGGGAUUAAUGCUAAUAAAAAUUUAUUUUAAUAA